AUGGAUUGGGAUAGUCUAUUCUUUAACACAGCAGCGUUGAUUGCCGGGGUCUUUGUCCUUGACUAUGGUGCAGACAAAUUUAUCGAUCACACUGUGAUCAUAGGACAGCGACUGGGCAUCUCACCGACUCUUAUUGCCCUUUUGACUGCUGGAGCUGAAUAUGAAGAGCUCGCUGUCGUUAUCGCUGCAAUCCUAGAAGGCCGCACUCCUUUAGCCCUGGGCAAUGUUAUGGGAUCUGCAAUUUCCAAUAUCCUCGGUGCCUUUUCGCUGGGGCUUUUAUGUUAUCCGGGCCAGGGCCCUUUUGAUAGCAGUGCGAAGAUAUACUCUGCGCUCCAAUUCUUUGUCACUACUCUUUUCGUCAUCUUGGCAUAUUUUCAGCAACUAAAUAGAGUUACCGGCGGCCUUCUCAUUGCUCUCUUCGCACUCUAUAUCAUGUCUAUUUGCUAUACCAUCUAUAGAGGUAUCAGUGAACCAUCUCAGCUGCCAGAUAGUGAAAGCGACGAUGAAUCAACCGUUGUUUGCGCUGAACAAACACCAGGGCAAAGUGCCGGACCGUCAGCUUCAGAGGCUUCUCCUCUGUUAAUAAAUACGAAUACGACGCAGGAAGUAGCGAGUGCACCCGUGGAUAAGGGCAAAAAGCUUCCGCAACCGCUUUAUCAUCAUGUUCUCCAGCUUAUUUUUGGACUGCUCGCACUCUCGUUGUCGGGAUAUAUUCUUGCCCGGAGCGCAGGCACUAUCGCUGAUUCUCUCCAUCUGUCAGGAACUGUCUUUGGCUUGACCGUGAUCGCUUUUGCCACAACCCUGCCAGAAAAGUUAAUUGCUAUGCUCAGCGGCUUUCGUGGACAAGGAGGCAUAAUUGUUGCAACCACAGCAGGGAGUAAUAUCUUCCUGCUAACGCUAUGUGCCGGUAUUGUCGCGGUGACGGGAAACCCCUCGAUCGGUCAGAUACCUUUAUUCUGUUUGAUCUAG
Molecule: messenger RNA, 969 nt
Organism: Penicillium atrosanguineum
Lineage: Eukaryota; Fungi; Ascomycota; Eurotiomycetes; Eurotiales; Aspergillaceae
Product: sodium:calcium antiporter
Exons: 2
Coding region: 1-969 (322 amino acids)
Biological process (GO): calcium ion transmembrane transport; intracellular calcium ion homeostasis
Cellular component (GO): membrane
Molecular function (GO): calcium, potassium:sodium antiporter activity; calcium channel activity
Source: RefSeq, a predicted model, not a curated record